This is a messenger RNA of Rubroshorea leprosula, 1287 nucleotides long. NCBI's taxonomy places the organism in Eukaryota, Viridiplantae, Streptophyta, Magnoliopsida, Malvales, Dipterocarpaceae. The record is from the annotation of a GenBank genome assembly.
GGUGGUUGUUUGGUGCUCUCUGAUAUGACGAGAGACUGGAUUUCUUCUGAGAAUGUGCCACCUUCGACCUUGGUUUAUUUUCUGGGCCUAACCUAAAGCAUCAAUCAACAUUGUUCAUGUUUGAGGCCAAUCAAUGUCCCCUGUAGAUGGAACUCCAAUGAACAACAACAGAGGAAACAGGGGACUAUGCCGGCCUUCCCCUGCAACCAGUUCACGGAAAAUGAGUACGACAACAAUUUCAGAAGCUCCUAUUACGAAUUCUCGCGACACGCCUGCUCACCUGAAACUGUUAGCUUAGAACCCAAUUCAUAUGGAAGCAUCAAGUUAUCCAGGGAUGAUUUUGAACUCAAUUCUCCAGCAUCUCCUGUCGUCUCCCCUGCCUCUUCACUCUGUGAAGAACCAGGGACAAGACCCGGAACAAUGGAAGAAGAGGAGGCAGACCAGGAGGAAGAUGAAGUCAUGAGUUCUUAUGUGAUCGAAAUCAAUUCUGAAUACAGAGAAGGGACUAAUGAAGCCGUUUCUAUUGCUGAAGCCAUUGCAUGGGCAAAGGAGAAGUAUCAGACACAAAUUUCCCCAAGGCAACAUGAAGAGCAACACUCUGUUGAAGCAGAAGGGAAGUCAAGUGCUGUUGGAGAUCAAUCAUUUCACCAAACUGAUGGGAACGUGACAGGGAAAUUUCCAUUGUUGGAAGCAGAACAGAAAAUAUGGAGAUCAGAAGAAGAAAAGAACCGAUCAAAAGAACGGAUAGAAAUGGAGUCGAUGGAUGAAGACAUAAAGCUAUGGUCAUCUGGAAAAGAAAACAACAUCAGAUUGCUCCUUUCAACAUUGCAUCAUAUUCUAUGGCCUAACAGUGGGUGGCACGCAGUUUCUCUGACGAGCCUUACAGACAGCUCACAGGUGAAGAAAGCUUAUCAGAAAGCAAGAUUAUGCCUUCACCCAGAUAAACUGCAACAGAGAGGAGCUACACACUUGCAGAAAUAUGUUGCAGACAAGGUCUUCUCUGUUCUCCAGAAUGCUUGGGCUGCAUUUGGCUCCCAAGACGUGUUCUUCAGAUAGGUCAAACUUCUGCUACCUCGAGAGAUGCCUUCAUUCCUGAUACAGGAUUGGGUGUACUGAGCUAUACAUAUAAAUAUAUGGUUUUGUUUUCAUAAAAUGUAUCAUAGCUUGUAAUAUCCUCUGACCCUCUUUUUAUUUCAAGUUUUAACAAACAGAAUAUUUUGAGAUUAGGAAGUACCCUCUUCUUUUGUAUUAAGUGGUUCCAAAUAUUAGUGAUGAAAUCAUCUGAUG